UGACCUUUCAUCAUCGUCUUCUCCCCACCUGGGGACGGAAUUUUACCGGUCCUUUCGUUACCAUUUCAAAUUCAAACGCCCUCUCCAACGGCCACACUUCAAUCCAAUGCUUCCCUUCCCUUCCCUUCUCGCAAUUUCCAUUUCAAGCGAACACCGAACAAUCAAUCCCGUCUGAGCUCCGAGCAUGGAUCCGAUGGAACCCCAAUCUUCCUCGUCUUCUUUGCUCCUCCGGGAUAUAUCGAACUUCAAAACCCCGAGGCGCCCUUGUCACUACAAGCCCGGCGCUGCCUCCCGGUCCAAUCUCCAGUCCCCGAGCCCCCGAUUCUUCUCCGCAUCCAAGCAAACUCCCCGCACCGCCUCCACCGCCCGACGCCCCUCUGCCACCGCCCGUCGCCUCAAGGCCUUCGAGAUCGAGCAGUCCCGGUCCUCCCGCAAGGCGCAGUUGCAGAAGCAGCAUUCCCUCAGGACGCUCUCCAAGUCCCUCACUGCUUGGCUUAAUUUCCUGUUCGAUAACCCGAGAUCGUGCGGAUGCGGUUCCGACUCUUCACUGAUGGGACAGGGGAGUAGGGGCAUGGGCCCUUCGGGGAAGGGAAAGAGGGACAGCGGCCCCGAGCAAGCGGUUGGGCUCGAGGCCACGUGGCGGAGCCCGAAGCGGCAGAGGGACCUGCGGUGGAAGAUCCCCGAGGAGGGCGACGGUGGAAGUGGGCCUAUCGCGUUCUCGAGCUCGGCAUUUGCGAAGCUGAGGGAUUCUCUGACGGAGGUGUGCAGCUUCGACGACUUGGUAGAGCGAAUGAGCGUCUAUUUGAGUUUGGAUUGUUGCAAGGAAAUCUUCACUGUGAUGACCCAAGUCACCAAGAAUAUCGAUGAUGGAAGGUUGAAAAUGAAGGCGCACUGCCCCAUAGUAACAGAUUUCGGCAUGAAGGAGAAGGCCACGAAGACCCUCUUUUCCUACAACCAUUUAUGGCUUAGAAUAGGAUUGUACAUUCUCCUUGGCGGUGAUUCCUUGUUGCCUAAUGGAGAAAUAGAAUCUGAUCAAGACAUAGCGUUCUUGAAAAUGGUCGUGGAAAAGCAGUUUCUUUCCCAUGCUGGGUUAGCGAAAUCCUAUGCUUACAACAAGAAGGUCGAAGGCCUGUACAGGCCUGGGUAUUACGAGUGCCUAGGGAAUGUCAUACUGAAGAGGUUUUUGCUCCUCGUUCUCAUUCUCGAUAGAGCAAAAUCCUGGAGCAGUCUUCCUCUCAAGUAUGGUAUCGAUGGGCUGGAUGGAGGCUCGCCCUUGUUGUUUACUAUUGGAACCAGCGUUAAGUCGAGUUCUCAAAUGGUUACUGAUUUCUUAUCAUCCGAUGUGAUGCAUGGAGAAGGUAAUCUUAUUGCCCAUCUAGUGAUUGUAGGUUACAAAGUGUCUCAUCACCAGUGUCCCCUCGUUGAAUAUGAGUUCAAACUAGUGGACAUAUUAGAAGAUCUCCAAGAUGGAGUUCGACUUUGUAGAGCUGUUCAACUUUUAAAGCAGGACUCAUCAAUUUUAAUGAAGUUGACCGUUCCAUCAGACACACAUAAGAAGAACUUAGCGAACUGCAGCAUUGCCUUGCGAUAUCUCAAGGAAGCUGGUGUGCCACUCUAUGAUGAUGAUAGAAUGGAGAUUGUGGCAGAUGACAUUGCCAAUGGGGACAAGGAGCUCACCCUUUCUUUGCUUUGGAACAUGUUUGUGCACUUGCAGCUUCCACUACUGGUCAACAGCGAAGUUCUAGCUGAUGAAGUUAUUCGUAUAAGUGGACUUACGGUUCAUAAGUCACUUGGUACCAGCUCCACUUCUUUGGACAUCCUUUUGCACUGGAUACAGGCUAUAUGUGAUAAUUACGAGCUGAAGAUUGAAAACCUUUACUCAUUGACUGAUGGAAAAGCAAUAUGGUGCUUACUGGACCAUUACUUUCGCAAGGAACUUUCUUGUUCUUCUGCUCAAAAGGGAAUAAAGGGCGAAGAGUCGAUUGUUUCUGCUAGUGAUUAUCCCGAUGCUGUGCACAGUUUUGUACUAUCUCAGAGGCUGACGGCAUUACUGGGAGAAUUCCCAGAGGUACUGGAGAUCGGGGACAUAAUAGAGCAUCAUGGUGCAUGUAAUGGUCGCAGUGUAGUAUUACUGUUGGUGUUCCUUGCAUCUCAGCUGAUUAUGAAGAAAAACAUGGACCAGUUGAAUUUUCAUAAGCUCUUAGGUUGCACUUGUCAGAGUAUGGGAAGAAGACUUUCAAGUCAUGAGCGCCUAAAUUCAACUUCUAAAGAAGCCUUUAACUUAGAAGAUAGAGAUCAAAUGGGAAAUCAAGAGGCUGCGAGGAAGUUCAGGGAAAUCCAGGCUUGGUGGCAGAUGAUGGCUGAUAGAAAUAGCAUUUCAAAACCAAAGAGUUCUACCGUUGAUACCUCCUCACCAAGCACUUGCAGCAAUAAUGAUCAAACUGAACUUGCUGCACGGGUUAUACAGUCCCACUACAGAGGAUUUCGUGAGCGCCGCAAGUUUUUGAAGAUGAGAGCAGCAGCUUCUGUUCUGCAAAACGCUAUCCAGGUUUCGUCACUCGUGAGGCAGAAAACCAUUGAGAAAAGUUCUCUUCAGAACAGUGCUGCCAUCAAAAUCCAACUUGCUUGGAAGAAUUUUGUCUUCCAAAAGUCUCUCAAGAUUCAGCAUUUUGCCGCCAUAAACGUACAACGGCAGUUCCGUGGAUGGUUGAUUAGGAAGACUUAUUUGAUUAAGAGGAAAGCAGCAAUUAAAAUCCAAACGAAUUUCCGAAGUCUUAAAUCUCGUCAAUUGUUUCAUGAAGCCAGGGUGGCAACAAGAUCAGCAAUCUUAGUCCAGUCUUACGUACGGAGAUGGAUCAUUAGAAGGCGGUUUCUUAUGAUUCGGUAUCUCGUUAUACGAAUUCAGAGCCAUUGUCGUGGUUGGUUGAGAAGAAAGGACUUUCUGUUGCAAAGGGAGGCUGCAAUCACCCUCCAAAGUUCGAUAAGACGGAUUAUGCUCUCUACCCUAUUCCAGAACCAGAGACAUGCUGCCAGCACUAUUCAACAGUUUGCCAGGCUGCAGAUUUCUAAGAAUAGGCUAUCAGGGACUUCAUGUGCCACUCCUGAGAAGUGGAGCUGCUCCACAGAGACCCAGGAAUUGCAGAGGGUACUGCCUCAUGUUGUAAAACUUCAGCGAUGGUGGAGAACUGUUUUGUCGCUUCGACUACGAACAACAUCAGCAGUUAUUAUUCAAUCAUAUGCUCGUAUGUGGUUGGCUAGGAGGGAAGCUGCUCGAGAGAGGCAACGAGUGAUAGUCAUCCAGUCAUACUGGAAAGGCUAUCUUGCACGAAAGGAGGCACGAGGAGGGAUUGUAGAUUUGCGCCUAAGAGUGCAGAAGACUGCUGCAAAUGUAGAUGACAGCAUGCGACUCAUAAAUCGACUUACAGCAGCACUCUCAGAACUGCUCAAUCUGAGAAGUGUCAGCAGCAUUCUUCACACUUGCGCCACCUUGGAUAUGGCAACUCGGCAUUCUCAGAAGUGUUGCGAGAAGCUGGUAGAAGUUGGGGCUAUUGACAAGUUACUGAAAGUUAUCUGCUCUAUGACUCGAAGCAUUCCUGAUCAAGAGGUUCUGAAACAUGCCCUGUCAACACUCAGAAACCUUGCCUGCUACCAACAUUUGGUUGAAGUGUUAAUCGUUAGCAAUGGAUCAAUAGAAACAAUAUUUCGUGAGUUUCUCAGGAACAAGGAUGAAGGCUAUUUUAUCGCUUCCGAGCUCUUGAAGAAGAUUUGUUUAGAGCAUAGAGGUGUGGAAGCUGUGCGAAGGUUACCGGCUCUAGUAAAGAGGCUGAACGGUUUGGUCGAAGAACUUAAACGGAAAGCUGAUACAGAGAAGAGGAAUGCACGGAGCCUCGCUGCGCGAGAGAACACUGAAAGAAGAUUGAAAGAGGCGAGCGAGCUUUUGAAACUGAUCAGCAUAUAGAUUAUACGGCUCGAGCUGUGUGAAACUGAAGGUAGUAUUCCAUCAUGUACAUUCUCAUGACAUAUGUACAUCAAGAAACUGUUGAUGUCUCUCUUGGAUAAUAACCCUACAAGUUGUAUAUCGAAAUGGCCUUUGUGUGCUGCAACUGCAAGGACUAAAGUCUACUGCUUUGUUAAUCUGUCCCGAAUUCUUAAUGAACUUUUCGCGAGAACUUGUUCUAGGACUUCAUA
Punica granatum (pomegranate) is the source of this 4188-nucleotide messenger RNA. The record is from RefSeq and is a predicted model, not a curated record. NCBI's taxonomy places the organism in Eukaryota, Viridiplantae, Streptophyta, Magnoliopsida, Myrtales, Lythraceae.